Molecule: messenger RNA, 342 nt
Organism: Plasmodium inui San Antonio 1
Lineage: Eukaryota; Apicomplexa; Aconoidasida; Haemosporida; Plasmodiidae
Exons: 2
Coding region: 1-342 (113 amino acids)
Source: RefSeq, a predicted model, not a curated record
AUGGAUUUGAAAGUAAUUGGAAAUUACAUCGAGAAUGAUUUUUCGCGGCAGAUAAACUUGUUUUAUAUGGAAUGUCAUUCAUUCUCCAUCAUGUGGCAUUCUUAUGACAAUAUAGAAGCCAUACUAUUUACUGACGAUCGUAAUCAUGUAAAAAACGAUAUAAAAAAUUUUCUGAAUGUACUGGAUGGACUCCGUAAAGGAUGCAGUCAUUAUAGCUGUCAAUAUGCCUUUAAUAACAACAAAUGCCAAAUUUUGAAAGAAGAAGUAGAGAAUAUUUCCUUGUGUAACCAUCUUAGAGACUUUGAAUAUAUUCUGUGUAAUAUCCAUUCAGGGGAUAAAUAG